Molecule: messenger RNA, 1749 nt
Organism: Prunus avium (sweet cherry)
Lineage: Eukaryota; Viridiplantae; Streptophyta; Magnoliopsida; Rosales; Rosaceae
Source: RefSeq, a predicted model, not a curated record
ACACAAAAGAAAAACUCUACUGCUGAACUUGGUGCGUCUGCUAGUUUUGAAGGUGGCCAUCAACUCAAUUGAGUUUCAGUUGUUUCCUAAGGUUAAAGCACUGGGCAUCACUGGGUUUGAAGCUUUUAAAGGUUCAUCCUUAAUUGGAAUUAUAAAAUGGUAGGAAAGAACGGUGAUGAGCAUAAUAAAGGCAAAGAGCCAAAAACAACAAAAGACCAGUCAAAGACGGUGAUUGGUCGUAAGAGCAGUUAUUUUAAUUAUAUGAAAAUAAAGGGCGAUGAAAUGAAGCAACAAAAAAUAGUGGAGAAGGUGAAUACUAAGACCAAGAAGGAAAUCGUUGAUAUGUGGCAACAGUUGGAUGCUACUCAUAAAGCAGAGUAUGAACCUAAAAAACCUUCAAUGAAUGCCUCGAACAAGAGUUGUUUGAAGAUAGCCACACGAUGCAAUCCGAAGGAUGUAAAUGACACUAUAAAUAUUUUAAGUGAUGAGAAAAAAGCAGCAAUUCAAGAAAUGGGAUUUGUUUCAUUGUUGGAAAUGAAGUGCGGAAAACUAUCUUAUUCAAUGUGUCGUUUUUUGGUUGAUAAACUCAAUCCUUCUGAAUCAUCAAUCGUGCUACAUGGGAAAACACUUAAGAUAUCUGUGAAUGACUUCGUGCGCAUAAUGGGUGUUAAGGAUGGAGGAGAGGAAGUUGACUUCACCGGAUCCAUGGAUGAGCAACAAAUUGUAAAGGUGCGGAAUUCUUUUUUGGUUGGGAAAAAGCUUUUAAAGAAUAAUGAGUUGAAGCAGAUAAUUGUGAGGAGAGAAGAAGCAGGUGACUUUUUCAAAGUUGGGUUUGUCAUGUUUGCUCUAUGCACGUUGCUAUGUCCAACCACUUCCGUGUAUGUGAAUCUAAAAUAUCUACUUCCGUUAAAAGAUAGCAAGGCAAUAUCAAGGAAAAACUGGGCAAGGUAUUCAUUCAAAUUUUUAUUGGAUAGUGUCAAGUCAUUUAAGGAGAACAAUCAAGUUUACAUCGGUGGUUGCUUGUUAUUCCUUCAAUUGUUUUACCUUGAUGCUAUAUCUCAUGGUAGCCUACUUGUGGAUACGUCUGUGUUACCACUCGCUGUGUGGGGGAAAGUAGAGACCAAAAAAAUGAAGAAGUGGCUAAAGAAAAGAGGGGGCUUUGAAAGUAACAAGGUAGUUGUUAUCAAAGCUGAAUAUGGAGGUCUCGGAGAUUAUGCGAAAACAAUGACUCACUUUGCCGAAGAGUUAAGUUCAGUAAAAAAGAAUGUGGCAAUUUUGGUGGCCACUAUUACUCAUAUGGACGAAUCACUCUCCAAGGUUAUUUGUGAGUUAGAAUCAAAAAAUGAGGAGAAAGAUAGAACAUUGCGCACUCCACACCCUCAUCAAUAUGAAUUCAAGUUAAACUGAAUGAGGAACUUGAUAACAUGUUUGAUAUGAGGUGUGAUUGGGGACAACUAGACCCUGGAAAUACUAAACCUCUAAAAAGUAAGCAAGACAAACAAGGCGAAACUCCCAACGAGCAAGGUGACAAUGUCAAAGGAUUUGCAAAUCUUGAUGAAACUUUGGCUCCCACCGUUCAAGUCAUCCGUGAGAGAAAACAUGCAAAAAAACUUCAUAAUGAGGUAUGAUAAGUAGUGGUUGUAGCUUGUUUGUAUGUAUUUUAAUAAUUUCACUUGUCGGUUUACAUGUUUGGAUGAUGACAAUCAUCGAGUAUUUAAUUUGCAGAAAUCAUGGUACUAUGGAUUACAU